AAGAACUCUGGCCUCGGAACCCGCUGCCCGCCGCGCAUCUCCCAAUAAACACUAACAUCCCUAAAGGCCAUCCGAGCCGGGGCUCUGCUGGGAAGUCAUCCUGGCCCAACUCGAUCUUCUGAGCUCUCGGAGAUUACUGCAUCUUUCUUCGUAGCGCAGAGACGUGAGCCUGGAAAGGGAAGGAGAGGGCGAGAACACCUCCCAUCCAAAUAAAUAAAUAAAUAAACUGGCUUCUCGCCGCAGCUGGAAACGGUCGAUUGAGCCCAGGUUGGGUCGGACCUGAACCCCUAAAAGCGGAACCGCCUCCCGCCCUCUCGCCAGCAGCCCGCCCGGAGCUGAGUCGCCGGCGGCGGUAGCGGCGGACGGACCGGGGAGUUUCUUCUCGCAUUGGAUGGAGCUGAACUUUGGGCGGCCAGAGCAGCGCGGCCGUCCGGGGAUCGCUGCACGCUGAGCUCCCUCGGCGAGACCCAGCGGCAGCUCUGGAUUUUCGGGGGGGCGGGGACCAGCUGCGCGCCGGCACCAUGUUCUUGGCCACCCUGUACUUCGUACUGCCGCUUCUGGACGUGCUCCUGUCGGCCGAGGUCAGCGGCGGGGACCGCCUGGACUGCGUGAAAGCCAGCGAUCAGUGCUUGAAGGAGCAGAGCUGCAGCACCAAGUACCGCACGCUCAGGCAGUGCGUGGCGGGCAAGGAGACCAACUUCAGCUUGACAUCGGGCCUGGAGGCCAAGGACGAGUGCCGCAGCGCCAUGGAGGCCCUCAAACAGAAGUCGCUUUAUAACUGCCGCUGCAAGCGGGGUAUGAAGAAGGAGAAAAACUGUCUGCGCAUCUACUGGAGCCUGUACCGGAGCCUGCAGGGAAAUGAUCUGCUUGAAGAUUCCCCAUAUGAACCAGUUAACAGCAGAUUGUCUGAUAUAUUCCGGGUAGUCCCAUUCAUACCAGAUGUUUUCCAGCAAGUGGAGCACAUCCCGAAAGGGAACAACUGCCUGGACGCCGCCAAGGCCUGCAACCUAGACGACACCUGUAAGAAGUACAGGUCCGCGUACAUCACACCAUGCACCACCAGCACGUCCAACGACGUCUGCAACCGGCGCAAGUGCCACAAGGCCCUCCGGCAGUUCUUCGACAAGGUCCUGGCCAAGCAUAGCUACGGGAUGCUCUUCUGCUCCUGCCGGGACAUCGCCUGCACCGAGCGGAGACGGCAGACCAUCGUGCCGGUGUGCUCCUAUGAGGAGAGGGAGAAGCCCAACUGCUUGAAUUUGCAGGACUCCUGCAAGACGAAUUACAUCUGCAGAUCUCGCCUGGCGGAUUUUUUUACCAACUGUCAGCCAGAGUCAAGGUCUGUCAGCAGCUGUCUAAAGGAAAACUACGCUGAUUGCCUCCUCGCCUACUCGGGGCUUAUUGGUACAGUCAUGACCCCCAACUACAUAGACUCCAGUAGCCUCAGCGUGGCCCCCUGGUGUGACUGCAACAACAGUGGAAACGACCUGGAGGAGUGCUUGAAAUUUCUGAAUUUCUUCAAGGACAACACAUGUCUUAAAAAUGCAAUUCAAGCCUUUGGCAAUGGCUCAGAUGUGACCGUGUGGCAGCCAGCCCUCCCAGUUCAGACCACCACUGCCACCACCACCACAGCCUUCCGGGUCAAGAACAAGCCCCUGGGGCCAGCAGGCUCUGAGAAUGAAAUCCCCACUCAUGUUUUACCACCUUGUGCAAAUUUACAGGCACAGAAGCUGAAAUCCAAUAUGUCGGGAAGUCCACACCUCUGUCUUUCUGAUCGUGAUUACGAAAAGGAUGGUCUUGCUGGGGCUUCCAGCCACAUAACCACAAAAUCAAUGGCUGCCUCUCCAAGCUGCAGUCUGAGCCCACUGCUGGUCCUGGUGGUAACUGCCCUGUCCACCCUAUUAUCUUUAUCUUUGGCUGACACAUCGUAGCUGCAUUUAAAUACAAUAUGGACAUGUAAAAAGACAAAAACCAAGUUAUCUGUUUCCUGUCCUCUUGUAUAUCUGAAAUUCCAGUUUUAGGAACUCAGUUGAGACACUGCUAAAACAGUUUCAUCCAACUGGAACUUUUUUCUUUCUUUUUUCUUUUUUUUUUCUAAGAAAGCUUCUUGUGAUCCUUAGGGCUCAUAUGGGAUCCCCGAUACAGUGCUACAUUCCAAACUCAGAAGGCUUUGGGGCAUGCUGUAUUGUAAGGGGACAGUUUGUUGAUUUGGCUGUAAAGCAUACUGGGGCCAUGUUUUUCAAGAGGACGAUGAGGAUGGUGAUUUUAACAAUUUAACUCUGGCCUUCACUAGCUAGAGAAGGAGUUAGUAUUUCUAAAGAAUCUUCCAUAUCUCAUGUAAUAGGUUUUAUUUCUGAUGACAUGACUGCAGCGGUACAUGGAUGCCAGGUUUUUUUUGGUCACAAAGUGAAGAUCCUCAUCAAGACAAUCUUGAUGGACUUUGUGCAAACAGGCUUGUACCAAUGUUCACUUUUCUAUAUGUACUAGUAUUUUCCGUGCUAAGUUUAUGUACUCUAAACAGUUCUGCACUCUCCUACAAAAACAAAAAAUACC
Lipotes vexillifer (Yangtze River dolphin) is the source of this 2550-nucleotide messenger RNA. RefSeq names its product GDNF family receptor alpha 1 (gene GFRA1). The record is from RefSeq and is a predicted model, not a curated record. The transcript has 11 exons. Gene Ontology annotation, biological process: nervous system development. Gene Ontology annotation, cellular component: external side of plasma membrane; signaling receptor complex. Lineage: Eukaryota; Metazoa; Chordata; Mammalia; Artiodactyla; Lipotidae. Gene Ontology annotation, molecular function: signaling receptor activity. The coding region runs from base 522 to 1928 and encodes 468 amino acids.